AUGCUGGCGUUAUUACUUUUCGCCGCUCUCGCACAAGCUGCGGCAAUUUCGGAUCAUAGUUUUGAAGCACAAUGUCUGUCAUUUCGACCAGAGGCCAGCGUAUUAAACUCAACUAGAACACAACUCCAGUUUGUUGCUGCUGGUACAAACUUAACCUUCCCAGACAAUGAUCCUACUUGCAACCGCAACAGCCAGGUCGUAGGUACUGACCUAUGCCGUAUUGCACUCUCUAUUCCAACCUCCAGCAGGUCAAGUAUAACUCUUGAGCUAUGGCUUCCGGAAACCUGGACUGGGAGGACUCUGGCAACAGGAAAUGGCGGAAUAGAUGGGUGCAUCAAGUAUGAGGACAUCGCUUACGGGUCGACAAAUGGGUUUGCGACGGUGGGCACGAACAAUGGACACAACGGGACUUACGGCGAUGCAUUCUACCAGAAUGACGACGUGGUGACAGACUUUGCCUGGCGGUCAUUGCACACAUCUGUAGAUGUGAGCAAAAAGCUCACAGCAGAGUUCUACGGCUCAUCUCUGGGCAGGUCGUACUACAUAGGCUGCUCACUAGGUGGGAGGCAGGGAAUCAAAGCAGCAGAGAUGUUCCCCGAAGACUUUGACGGCAUCGUCGCGGGUGCCCCGGCAGUCGACUUCAACAACUUGUACUCGUGGCGAGCGAGUUUCUUCCCUAUUACCGGCGCCAGCUCGGAUAAUGACUUCAUUUCGGCGAGCACCUGGAAUACCACAAUCCAUAAUGAGGUCCUGAACCAAUGUGAUGCGAUUGAUGGUGUGAAGGAUGGCAUCAUCGAAGAUCCAACGGCAUGUCACUUUGAGCCUGGAGCUCUCUUGUGCCAGAGCAACAGUAGCACCAAUUGUCUCAGCUCCACCCAGGUUGAGAUUGUGAAUAAGGUGUACAGUGACUAUUUAUGGCCCAAUGGGACCCUGAUUUUCCCCCGAAUGCAACCAGGAAGUGAGAUACAGGCUGCGACUGGUCUAUAUGCCGGUCGUCGCUGGGCUCUGUCCUAUGACUGGUUUAGGUUCGCGGUCCUCGAGAACCCUGAUUGGGACGCCGCAACAUAUACGACGAAAGACGCAUUUAUCGCAGACGAGAAAAACCCUGGAACCAUACGGACUUGGCCCUCUUCUCUUUCUGCUUUCGAGGAGGCGGGCGGUAAGAUCUUGAGUUUCCAUGGCCUGCAGGACCAACAGAUUACCAGCUUCAAUUCGAAGAGGUUUUACGAGCAUCUAUCUACUGCUAUGGAUUAUACUCCAGCUCAAAUGGACAACUUCUACCGGUACUUCCGCGUACCGGGAAUGUCUCACUGCAACAGUGGGCCGGGGGCCUGGGUGCUUGGUCAGGGGGGCAACGCAGCUUCGAAAGGAAUCCCCUUUGAUGCGGAGCACAAUGUGCUAGCGGCAGUAGUCGAUUGGGUAGAACGCGGAACGGCACCCGACGUUAUGCUGGGCACCAAGUUUGUGAACGACGAUGUUGACCAGGGAGUUGCAUACACCCACCGACACUGUCGAUGGCCAUUGACAAGCACAUAUCAGGGAGGCGACCUUGAUCCUCACCAGGCAGAUAGCUGGCAAUGCCUAUAG
Messenger RNA from Neoarthrinium moseri, 1587 nucleotides. RefSeq lists its product as uncharacterized. The record is from RefSeq and is a predicted model, not a curated record. NCBI's taxonomy places the organism in Eukaryota, Fungi, Ascomycota, Sordariomycetes, Amphisphaeriales, Apiosporaceae. The transcript is spliced from 3 exons. Bases 1 to 1587 code for a protein of 528 amino acids.